Molecule: messenger RNA, 546 nt
Organism: Lathyrus sativus (Indian pea)
Lineage: Eukaryota; Viridiplantae; Streptophyta; Magnoliopsida; Fabales; Fabaceae
Source: the annotation of a GenBank genome assembly
AUGGAGACACUUGUUGUUGAGCAGCAUAAGAAUCAAUAUUGUAGCAGGUCUAAGCCACAAAGCCAUGGUAGAUUUGAGUAUUCAUCUUCCAAAGACUUUGUAGGGAUUAAUUGCAGGACUUUUGAGUCUGGUUUAUCUUUAUUACCAACUACACCUUUGAAAUCUUUUGAUGAAAGCCCUAAUUUGAAAACUACUCCUAAGAGUACUCCAAUUCCCAUUAACGGAAAUUGUUUUAGAAAUGAAAGGAUUUUUGAUGAAAGUGAUGGAAGCAUUUUGUUAUCUGAGUUAUGGGCUGGGCCUACUUACUCAAAUUCACCACCACCUAGUUCGUUGCCGAUUCCUAAGUUUCCUAUGAGGCCUAAAAGGACUGUGUCUCUUGAUCUUCCUGGUUCGUCUCCGGAGAUUAAAUUGUGUAUAAUGGCCAAGUCUGUGCCGUCUUCUCCGACUAGGGAGCGUUUGGAUUUUACUAGGGACCUUUUUGUUAAUGCUGAUUCUGCUACUAAGACGUUGUGUCAGAUACUCAAUCUUAACAUUAGUGAUGAGUGA